Culicoides brevitarsis is the source of this 747-nucleotide messenger RNA. Its product is annotated as plasminogen receptor (KT). Gene Ontology annotation, cellular component: plasma membrane. The record is from RefSeq and is a predicted model, not a curated record. The transcript has 2 exons. Lineage: Eukaryota; Metazoa; Arthropoda; Insecta; Diptera; Ceratopogonidae. Bases 159 to 614 code for a protein of 151 amino acids. Gene Ontology annotation, biological process: positive regulation of plasminogen activation.
GACGUCAUUCCGUUCGAAACAACAAAAUAUUAUCAAUAAAGUGCUGUUUUGCGUAGAACUUCUGUGGAAAAAAAUUUUUUUAGACGAAAUUUUAUUAGAUAUUUAACACUAACCUUAAUUAAGAUCAAUUUAGACGACCUUUGACGACACUCGCAGCAAUGGGUUCGAUUUUUUCAUCGCCAAGUUUCCAUGAAACAUUCCGCAAGAACCAAGAAUAUAUCUCCGAAAUGAAUCGAAUUAAGAUGGAACGCUGGAUUCAGAUGCACUACAUGAUAAAACAGCGAGAAAUGGCAAAAGAAAUUGCGAAAAAUCGUGAACUUUUCUUCUGGCUCUCGGCUUUUUAUGGCGUCACAACUACAGGUCUCAUUUCACGGUUUCGUCGCUUGAAAAGACCCGCAAUUCUCGCUCCUCUUAUCCCGAUGAGCUUCGUUCUCGGGUAUUAUGCGGAUUUGGCGUACGGAACAAAGGUGCAUCGAAUUAAUGCCGAAGCUGAAAUGAUUAUGAAUCAUGAAGAGGAGUUGCUUGAAUGGCCCAGCGGAAUACCGACAGUGUCGGAAAUUGAUCAGGCACGUAUCGAAACUGACGAACGGGUCUUUUUGCAUCCGCAGAAUUAGAAAAAAAAUGCCUAAAAUGGUAGAAAAUCAAUACGGGAUAAUCAUGAUUUCACAAUAUUUACACAAGCGUUUGAUAGUAGAAUAGGAAAAGUGCAAGAUUUUUAAGUUAAGGGAGUCGAAAAAAAAUUUUGAU